This is a messenger RNA of Ambispora leptoticha, 300 nucleotides long. Lineage: Eukaryota; Fungi; Glomeromycota; Glomeromycetes; Archaeosporales; Ambisporaceae. The record is from the annotation of a GenBank genome assembly.
AUGGAAGAGCAGACUUCAACUCGUUCACAAAAGCGGCCUCUAGUUGCGCUAGGAAAAGAAUUGGGAUAUAAACAAGUGCAGUACCUGAAACCCUAUUCUCAGGAUGUGUCUUGCACUUCGAUGGCCUUCGCCUUUAAUCAUACCUUUUCGAAUACUUCGUUUAUUUUAAUGGCGAUGCAUUAUGCAUUGCUAUUGGGAAUUUUAUUAUCGCGAUUUGAUGAGUUUUCAAUAGUUAUCUGUCGGCUCUUAGCGUUACCGCGAAAAAUUCUUAAAAAUCAUCGUGGUACCGCAUUAGGAUAA